AUGGCCAUGAAGAUUGAACUUGUUGCAACCUUGGGUGCAGAAAAAUGCCAUUUUGAAUGUUCGUGGGAUGGUCAAAGACACUCUGUUUCUGAAAGCAGCUAUGUGGAUUCAGUCGACAUUACAGUGAGAUGUACCAAACUGCCUGGCGGACUUUGGUCUGAAGCUAGCAGCAAGGGACAGAGGCCACAAAUCUCUGUCGUGAUACCCUCGUCCGGGGACCUGGAAAAAAUUACAAUAGAAAUGUUUAGAGAUUCCGGAAAUGCUGCCUUGAACUUUCUAUCUUCUUCGUUGAAAAGUUGCGUUUCAGCUCCCAAGGACCAUCACCAGGCGCUGAGGUUACUCAUCCCGCGGCGAGAAGGCUUCAUACUCCGCUCGGAUAUUUUUAAUUUACGACUGCUCGACUGCCCGUUUGUUACCUCCAUCGCAUCUUUUUGUGAGCCUAAUCGCCGGUUCACGCAUCAUUCAAGGGAUUCACUUCUUUCAAGCUCUUGCCAGUUGACAGGCUUAUUUGCAGCUUCAUGCGCGGGUAUCCUUCUGGAGCCAUGUUGCAAUGUUGAAUCGACUUUCAAGACUCUGGAUCAAGAGCUGGAAAAUCGCCUCUCGUUCUCCUGGCUUAUGAAGGCAGAGAGGUCGGCUCGGACAAUAGCCAUCGUGGAGGGCGGCAAGAGUCCGGAAACGGGACGAAACUUAUACAUGGCUGCAAAAGCAUUGAAUAUAUCAGUAGUCGUCCUUGAUAAGCCGGGACACUGGCUCGAAGGUCCUGAAUACGCAGAUUGGCGAGCAGCUUUCCUCCCCGUUGAUAGAAAUCCCAACGCCGGGUUCCCGGAUAGGAUUGUCGAAGCAUUGGACAGAUAUAGUAGAGAAAAGGCAGCCCUGAAAAUUGACGGACUGGUGACGUUUUUCGAUCCAUUGUUCGUUGGAGUCGCGGCGGCUGCGAAGAAGCUUGGAUUGACCACAACGAGUCCGGAAGCAUAUGCAAUUGCGACUGAUAAAUUCAAGACAAGCAUCGCGGAAGGACGCCCCGCCUACCGUGCUUCAAGCCCUGAUGAAGUGGCUAAAAUAAUUCAAGAUACGACCCUGAAUUAUCCACUCAUAGUCAAGCCGUGCAGCGGCUGGGGUUCCGAAGGCGUCUUCCGUGUCGAUAACUUGGCUGAGCUCAAGGAAGCAGUCCACAAAAUUGACUAUGAUAGACAUGGCAACGACGUUGUUAUUGAAGAAUACUGCAACGGCCCUGAGGUUGAUGCCAACUUCAUCUUGGUAGACGGUAAAGUUGUCUUUUUCGAAGCAAGCGAUGAUUUCCCAAAAGACGCAGAUGGCGAGGGGGAUACGGCCUUGAAGACUUUUAUCGAAACUGCCAAUAUCCUGCCUUCUGCGCUCCCUGACAGUGAGACAGAAGUUCUGAAGAGCUCAUUGCACCAAAGCCUUGUAAGGCUCGGGUUCAACGACGGAUUUUUCCACCUCGAAGCCCGGAUGAAGGAGUCUAGGAUGGAGUUCCGCAAAGAUGAGAGCAGCGGGCUCGUCGACCUGAGGCCAAAGAAGACGUCAGUAAAGCUUGCUGCAACGCCAGAAGCAUGGCUUAUCGAGAUCAACCCUCGGCCGCCAGGUGUGCAGGCGCUGCUAGCGUCUGCGCAUGUCUACGGGGUAGACUACAUCGGGGUAUCUCUUUGCUUUGCACUUCAGGACAAGGCGGCAGCGGCAAACCUCGCGGUCCCAUUCGGACAUGGGAAAGUAGGCAAUGGGGCACAGUACUGGAGUGCGAUUGUGUUCAUCCCGGUGGUAAAGGGAGGCAUAUUUGGGUCUGACGAUGUGUGUGCUGACCUCCGAAAACGACGCCCGGACUUGACAAGACACGUCUCAAGGAGCCACUGUUUCUUCCAGAGGGGAGACACGGUUAAGGAUCCCAGCUCAGGGCUGCUUAACUGGAUUGCAUACUAUUUGGUCUUUUCGUAUGAGAGUCGCGCGCAUGUCCUGGGGCUUGCGGAAGACAUCCGGACAGAGACCAAAUUCGAAGUCGCCCAGCCAUGA
Nannizzia gypsea CBS 118893 is the source of this 2025-nucleotide messenger RNA. RefSeq lists its product as hypothetical. The coding region runs from base 1 to 2025 and encodes 674 amino acids. The transcript is spliced from 2 exons. NCBI's taxonomy places the organism in Eukaryota, Fungi, Ascomycota, Eurotiomycetes, Onygenales, Arthrodermataceae. The record is from RefSeq and is a predicted model, not a curated record. Gene Ontology annotation, molecular function: metal ion binding; ATP binding.